AUGGCUGUCGAUCAAGAGCACUUCGUCCACCUCGCCCGGCCACUGGCGCCCACCGUGAUGGGUUUCGCCGCCGGCAGUGCCCCGCUUACCGUGAACAUCCAGCCCCAAGCCGUCUUCUCCGUCAUCGACCAUGCCACCCGCCGCGACAUCCGGGACACACAAUCCACAAGGGUGAUCGGCGCCCUGGUCGGCACGCGCAGCGAGGACGGCAGCGAGGUCGAGGUGCGGAGCACCUUCGCGAUCCCGCACACCGAGAACGAGGACCAGGUCGAGGUCGACGUCGAGUACCAGAAGAACAUGCUCGCGCUGACGCUCAAGGCCUCGCCGCGCGAGACCCUCCUCGGCUGGUAUACGACCUCGCACGAGCUCAACAGCUUCUCGGCCCUGAUCCAGAACUUCUUCGCCUCGCCCGAGACCGGCACGUUCCCGCACCCGGCCGUGCACCUGACCAUCUCGACCGAGCCGGGCGCCCCGAUCGAGACCAAGACGUACAUCUCGGCGCCCGUGGCCGUGUCGCCCGAGCGCGCCGCCGAGUCCUGCCUCUUCGUCGAGGUGCCGCACAAGCUGCUCUUCAGCGACGCCGAGCGCGCCGCGCUGGGGACCGUCACGGCGGCCGCCGAGAGCGAGACGCGCGCGGCGCCCGUCGCCUCCGACCUCGAGUCGCUCGCGCAGGCGCUCGAGGCCGUCUCGGACCUGCUCGAGCGCGUGUCCGGCUACGUGGGCGAGGUGCUGGACGAGGAGCGCGACGGCAGCCACGCGCUGGGCCAGUACCUGAUGAACGCGCUGUCGCUCGCCCCCAAGGUGUCCAGCACCCAGAUCGAGCACGACUUCAACAACCACAUCCAGGACGUCCUCAUGGUCAGCUACCUGGCCAACACGAUCCGCACGCAGAUCGACCUGGCCCAGCGCCUCGCCACCGCGCCGCUGGCCGGCAGCGACAAGGACGGCGGCGACAAGAGGGAGGGCGCCGGCGAGGACGGCGGCAAGCAUUACGACGGCGGGCGGUCCGGCGGCGGUGGCGGCGGCGCCGGUAGGGGCGGGAAGCGCGCUGGUCGGACCGGCGCUGGUGCGCGAGCCGGCGGCGGCGGCCAGCAGAGAGAAGCGAGGGAGCCGAGGGAAAAUGGCGAGUAG
Molecule: messenger RNA, 1131 nt
Organism: Thermothielavioides terrestris NRRL 8126
Lineage: Eukaryota; Fungi; Ascomycota; Sordariomycetes; Sordariales; Chaetomiaceae
Exons: 2
Coding region: 1-1131 (376 amino acids)
Biological process (GO): translational initiation
Cellular component (GO): eukaryotic translation initiation factor 3 complex, eIF3m
Molecular function (GO): translation initiation factor activity; translation initiation factor binding; metallopeptidase activity
Source: RefSeq, a predicted model, not a curated record